AUGUCAGAGAACUUUACUGUUAAUACCUUCUUUGAGAAGAUAGCCAAGGGCUUACUAAGAUCGGAAGAAGGAGUUGAAUAUCUUCACAACCACAGAACAGCAAACAAACAAUUGAUCAACUUUGGAACAUGGAAGUUGCUUCAGAAUGGAUGGGACAACAAAUCAUGUCAACAACUACCAGAGAUGGUAAAGAAUUGGUUCCAAACCAUGGUGAACAAGGACAGGGCGGUGUUUAUUCAAGGCAAUGACAAACAAAGUGGCGUCACGUUUGUACAUUCAGCAAUAAACAGAGUUGUUGAACAUCUUGGAAGCAGAUCAGAUCCUAGUGUCGUCACUCUUGUAUCAUCAAUCAAAGAGGCCCACGAAACUUUACACAGACUCUAUCAGGCCACUGCCAUCCUAUCCAAUGUGUUGGUACUCAAACUACACUUUAACAUGAGCAUGAAAGGAGAUAUGUUCAAAUUGGUUGGUGCUAGUGUACACGUUCUAGAAGGAGACUCCACCAUGCCAGUGUUGGACAAUAAGGUAUCCUCUGGUGUCCUCAAGUUUGAGGGUCGUGAGGUACUCUAUAACAUGAUGGACCUAUGGAACUAUCUCAAGUCUAUGGACUUCACACAGCCUUUCGAUCCUGACCAACAUUCCAAGUUCAUUCAACUGUGCGAGCUCUACUCGACCCCUGAAGAGCCCUUGACUCCAGAAGUUGUCCACCAAGCAAUCAAAAAAGCAUUUAUAGUGGAGGAUCUCAACAUUGGAAGGAAUACCCUGUUCAAGUUAGCUAACAGACACAUACGCCACACAAUCAUAUCCAAGUUGAACGAACAACUAUGUGGAGGAAUUGACUUGAACAAUGUCAAGACCUUGUCAUUCUUCCAAUAUCCUUUCUUCCAGGAACCAUGCCAAUCACUGAAAGGAUUGUUAAUCAAUCGAGUUGUGAGUGCCUACACAACACCAGCGCUGGAGCACACUCACCCGAGCUUCAAAGAGGCUAUUGGCAACAUCCCAGAUAUGUUCUAUCCAAAUGGCAAAGCAUCUGAAAGCAUCUUAGUCCAAUGCCUGGCCAGGAUCAACGAUAAACUCGUCCUACCAAGGCCAGAGAACUUAAACUUUAUUGGAGAGGGCAAAAUUGUCGAACCAUUGGGGAAUGGAUUCAGCCUCACUCACUGUGGACAUAAGAAGAUCUGGUAUGACUUGAGGACAAUGCAAAAGGCCAACAAGAUCCAACUUCCAGUAGGCCUGGACAGUAUCCUAUCCCAACUCAAUACCGGUCUAGACCCAAAGUAUAAGGACAUCACUGCCUUUACGACAGAGUUCGAGAAGUUGAAGUUCGCGGACACUGAUAAGGACUUUAUUAUCAACAUAAGUUGUGACGCUAUAGGGGAGAUGAAAACAAUUGCCAACAAGUCAAUCAUGAUCCCUAUUAUGGACAUUGCUACCAAAAGAUUCGAGGUGAAGAUGACGCAUCUUGAUUUCACCGAUACUUUAUCCAACUUGUGCAAAGAUGAUCGACAGUCGAUAAAUAAGAAACAAUCAUGCCAAGCUAUUCUAGAGCUGGCUGGAAUUGAUAAACAAUUCUAUUCAGUUGGUGAUUACUCUGUCUUCAUUACCAAAGAUCAAAUGCAAGUCUUGAAGCAGAAGAACGCCAUGAUGAAUUCUACACAUGGAUCAAAUCGUAUCCUCUCUCCUAUUUCUUUGCUCAACAUCGAUCUAUCCACACAAUCAACACCAUACGCCACACCGACCAAAGAUAGAACCCUCUACUUGAAUGAUCCACAAACUCCUUCAAGCUCCAACAUCAGUACUCGUUUGGACCUCAACAAUCUGAACCAACAACUCCAAAGAAAUGCUGAGAGUGCCCAGGCUCAAGACAACCCUUUGACUCAAAGACCUCCAACAACAACAACUACCACUACAACUACAUCCAAAGCAACCAACAAAUAUGUUCUGCCAUUGCCGGUGUCCAGUCCCAUCAAAGUGCCAAAGAGGGACUUUAAUGUUCCAGUGCCUGAGUUUGACCUUACAGAGCCACUGAGUUUCACUGUGGCCAAGAUCGGCAAUGGAAAGACUAUCUUUGAUGGUAUAUAUCUAUCCGCUCUGUACCAGCAUCAUGACCUUUUAUUGUUCGUAUUGAACGAUAUUUUCCUUAAGAAAGAACAAGUUGAUGCCAAUGGUCGACCACUGGUGGCAUCCGGUGCGGCCACCUCUGGCGCUGCCAAGGGGGAUGGCAAGACCAACGUGUUUGAAUUGUAUGUCACAGACUUGGAGCAAUACUUGUUGUUCUAUUUGUUUAUUUUGGAGAGAACAAAGGAACUGAACCAAAUGAUGGAGAAGUUGAUCAUGGGGUUGACAUCAUGUCUCAGAACCUAUCAAUCACCCAAUCAUCCAAUCAAUAAGGUGUUGUACAAGUCAAGGAUUGGUGAGGCAUUACUCAUUUACUACAACCAUCUCCUUACCAACAUGCCGAACCAAGUUCGAUUCAUCAAUGUCCUCUCCGAGUUCUUUGUCGAGGCAUCCUCCAACUUACCUUUUGUAGAUUGGAUAUCCAAAUGUCAUCGACAAAGAGUACUCCUCUACUCAUUGUUGAAUGUAAAGUUGUUGGGUCGUGAGUUUGAUCGCUCAACGAGGAACCUAUUCUCUACACUUGCCAACAUCACAAGAAGUGAACAAGUUGUCAAGUUGCUCAUCCAAGACAGCAUCAAAGACCGCGAUAGUCACAAUCCCAACGGUCCAAUCCCUACUACAGCUGAGAUUGUCGACAAGUUUGCCAAAGAUGAGAUGACAUUGGUACACAUACUAUCCUUUGCUGGCAAAGUUGUAGUGAACAAUGAUGGUGCCAAAAUGUUGAUCGACUCUGGAUUGAUCAGCAAGGUUGUCAAGGUACUCGUACUCCGAUCGUCAGUAUUGACCAGUUCGUUCGCUCAGUUUGUCAAUGCCUGCAACCAAAACUGUGAUAUGGCUGAGCCAAUUGGACAACAACUCUCUGGAGUGCUGCCAAUAAUGUUCUACAUUCUCCUUCAGAAGGAAAAUGACAACAACAUCCAUCAGGCGAUCUACAAAGCAGUGAAGGAGAUGUGGUCCACUACUGUUGUGGCAAUGGAUUUCACCAUUGACCUGCUUCCAGAAGCUCUAAAGACGACACUCGACCAAAGCAAAGCCAUGCAAAAUCGAGAAGUCAACUUUAUAUCCCAGCUACAACAGUGGAGAACAAAUGUUACUGAUCCUGUCAAGAAGGUUAUCAUGACCAAGUGCCUUAGGGAUAUGAACAAACGUGGCAUCAAUUUGUAA
Acytostelium subglobosum LB1 is the source of this 3282-nucleotide messenger RNA. RefSeq lists its product as hypothetical. The record is from RefSeq and is a predicted model, not a curated record. The transcript is spliced from 11 exons. The coding region runs from base 1 to 3282 and encodes 1093 amino acids. Lineage: Eukaryota; Evosea; Eumycetozoa; Acytosteliales; Acytosteliaceae.